This is a messenger RNA of Lemur catta (Ring-tailed lemur), 1034 nucleotides long. RefSeq names its product H1.2 linker histone, cluster member (gene H1-2). Gene Ontology annotation, cellular component: nucleosome. The transcript has a single exon. The record is from RefSeq and is a predicted model, not a curated record. Lineage: Eukaryota; Metazoa; Chordata; Mammalia; Primates; Lemuridae. Gene Ontology annotation, molecular function: structural constituent of chromatin; DNA binding. The coding region runs from base 30 to 671 and encodes 213 amino acids. Gene Ontology annotation, biological process: nucleosome assembly.
CACUUGUACCCUAUUUGUUGAUCUUCAAUAUGUCGGAGACUGCUCCUGUCGCUCCUGUUGCUGCGCCCCCGGCGGAAAAGACCCCGGUGAAGAAAAAAGCAGCCAAAAAGUCUGCAGGGGCACGCCGUAAGGCAUCUGGUCCUCCGGUGUCAGAACUGAUCACCAAGGCUGUAGCUGCUUCCAAGGAGCGCAGCGGGGUGUCCCUGGCUGCACUAAAGAAGGCGCUGGCGGCUGCGGGUUACGACGUAGAGAAGAACAACAGUCGCAUCAAGCUUGGUCUGAAGAGCCUGGUGAGCAAGGGCACUCUGAUGCAGACCAAGGGCACUGGUGCUUCUGGCUCUUUCAAACUAAACAAGAAGGUAGCUUCCGGGGAAGCCAAGCCCAAGGCGAAGAAGGCAGGCGCAGCGAAGUCCAAGAAGCCCGCGGGGGCAGCCAAGAAACCCAAAAAGGUGAUUGCCGCCGCCACCCCGAAAAAGAGUGCCAAGAAGACCCCGAAGAAGGCGAAGAAACCAGCUGCGGCUGCUGUGAGCAAGAAAGUGACCAAGAGUCCAAAGAAGGCUAAGGUUACCAAGCCGAAGAAAGCUGCCAAGAGCGCAGCUAAGGCCGUGAAGCCCAAGGCCACCAAGCCCAAGGUUGUCAAGCCCAAGAAGGCAGCACCCAAGAAGAAGUAGAUCUGACCAUCUGCUUCUAAAACCCAAAGGCUCUUUUCAGAGCCACCACUGACCUCAAAAAGAGCUUAACAUUUGCUUGCUUGGUUAUCUCCUUUGUAAUUCGUAAUUCUAAGGCACCAUAAAGAUUGCAGCUGACAGAAACGGUCAUGGGGGCAGGAGAGAGCGGCUGCAGCUAGGUUAGAACCCGUUGACUUUACCCCUCCCAUUCCCUGCGGAAGCUCGCCUGUUCCUGGCCACUCCGCACUGUUAGCAUUCUGGUCAGCUGUUCUGGGACGUCUUUAGCUGGCUGAUGUGUUUGGAAUAGCCGCCAGCCCCGCCCCAAACUUGUGAACGGCAAAAAAAAAAAAAAAAAAAAUCAACCUG